Molecule: messenger RNA, 527 nt
Organism: Ostrinia furnacalis (Asian corn borer)
Lineage: Eukaryota; Metazoa; Arthropoda; Insecta; Lepidoptera; Crambidae
Product: high mobility group protein 20A-like
Exons: 2
Biological process (GO): regulation of gene expression
Cellular component (GO): nucleus
Source: RefSeq, a predicted model, not a curated record
AUCAAAAUAUCGAUCUUCGUGUUUGGUGUUUGAGGUUCCUCCUCGGUGUUUUUAUAUUAUAUGUGUAAACUAUUGUUUUGAUCAUGGAAUCUGAAUCUCAGCCUGAACCUAUUAUGCAGAUUGAACAACCCUCUAAUAGCGAAGAACCUAUUAAAAUUGUUAUCUUAGAUCCUUCCACCUUAAUACCAGCAUCCACAGCAAAUGGUAGCGAUACAGUUGCUCCGGCAACAGGCGCUGGCGUUAAAGAUAAUGCAAAACCAUCUCCGAAGAAACCUAAGAAACGAAAGCCUAAAAUUCCGCGUGAUGUAAAUGGACCAAGACAGCCACUUACAGGUUACGUGAGAUUCCUCAAUGAGCGUCGCGAUCAACUCCGUGCUGAGCAACCAGACUUAGGUUUUGCCGAGCUGACCAGACAGCUAGCCAGCGAGUGGAGUAAACUUGCUGCAGAAGAAAAAAAGCAAUACUUAGAUGCAGCUGAUCAGGACAAGGAAAGGUUAUUAUUAGAGAUGAAACGGAUAUCCGGCAAC